AUGUCGGCUUUGGAUGAGGGGAUUCAGCCAUCUGGCAUCACACGGCAUAAAUUGCCUGGAGGAAUUGUCACUUCAUUGUUCCGUUGCAACAUGUUGUUUUCAGAUGAUGGACAAUUCCGUCUUGACAUCACUGCUACGCUUGAUGACCUUACAUCUGCCGACGAAAAUUAUAUCUCUGCACUCGCUCUGACAGACAUGCCUCCUUGCAUUCUCCGUCUCCGUACAGAAAGCAGCCUUACGAUCAACGAACCAGGCUCCUCUUUGAGCAGUCGUACUCGUGUCAAGACCCUGGCAUAUGACACAAUCUUGGCUAACUCACGGUUUUUUGGCAAUGACUUGGACUUGGUGCCGCGGAGGUCACUUACCGUGGGUAUUCAGACUAUCAUGGAUGCUCGCGAAGUUGUCAUCGUGGCUACCGGUGCUCACAAGACUCGUCAUCAGCACGGAUGA
This is a messenger RNA of Aspergillus luchuensis, 450 nucleotides long. RefSeq lists its product as uncharacterized. The transcript has a single exon. Lineage: Eukaryota; Fungi; Ascomycota; Eurotiomycetes; Eurotiales; Aspergillaceae. Gene Ontology annotation, cellular component: cytoplasm. The record is from RefSeq and is a predicted model, not a curated record. Gene Ontology annotation, molecular function: glucosamine-6-phosphate deaminase activity; identical protein binding. The coding region runs from base 1 to 450 and encodes 149 amino acids. Gene Ontology annotation, biological process: N-acetylneuraminate catabolic process; D-glucosamine catabolic process; N-acetylglucosamine catabolic process.